Messenger RNA from Spirodela intermedia, 1045 nucleotides. The record is from the annotation of a GenBank genome assembly. Lineage: Eukaryota; Viridiplantae; Streptophyta; Magnoliopsida; Alismatales; Araceae.
AUGUCCCGAGAAGAGGGAGGGGAGGGAAACACCCAGCAGGAUUCCGAGAUCUGCGGAAUGUCCAACCACGAAAUAUCGUGUGACGAAUCCUCCGAAAACCGACCUGGAUCGGGCUUGAAAAGCCAGACGGUUUUGGCGGCGCCGGCCAGUUCGGACAAACACCCGCAAGAAGGGGACCAGCCAGCCGUCGACGCCGUCCAGGGGAGCCAUGGCAUCACGAACAACCUACCUGUAUGGUCGGAGGAGGAGAGGAGGAAGAAGAUCAACGAUCUCUUUACAAACCUACACUCCGUUCUGCCUCAUCUUUCGGCUGAUGUAAGGAAACUGACCGCAGCAACAGGCCUGCAUUUAGGGUUUCCUUUCUACUUCCCUCUCUGCCAGAUUUGAUCCUUGUCGUUUGUUUUCUAUCCUGAUUAAGUAUGAAUUAAUCUCGACUUUUCCCUUCUAUCUCGUCUGCAGGAUGAAUUUCUGACUGUCAUUGAAGAAUUCACAAUAUUUAGUAGAUCUCUCGAGGGCACUCUUGGGAGGCUCGAAAGGGAUAAGGAGAGAAUGGGAAAAACCGUCGUCAACGAGGGAUAUGCGAUGGAUUCUAAGGAAGCCUUGCUAUCUGGUCGGAGGAAGCAAUUUUCCGCGGCCAACUUCCCGCCGGAGAUUUUCAGUGCCCCGCUCAUGCAGGACUAUAAAUUUUGUUGGGCAUCGCCUAACGCCGUUUUGAGCGUGGCUGGCGACCACGCCCAUAUCAGCAUCUGUUCCGACAAGAGCCCUGGUCUUCUUUUCGGCAUAGCCAAGGUGCUAGAGGUGCACAACCUCGCCGUGGUCUCCCAGUACGUUUCGUCCGAUCCGUUCAAGGACGUUAUCAUGAUCCACAUCAAAGUAAGCCAUGCCUCCUCUUUGUCCUGCUCUCAUGUGCGAAGAACUUGGUUUGAUGGAAACCUCUGGCAUAAUUGAACAGGCAAACAUGGAUUACGGACAGUUGGUCGACACCCAAAUCACCGAACGAGUGUUCAAAUUGGCGAUGGACGAUAUAAUGCAAUGGAUUUCAUGA